This is a messenger RNA of Paramacrobiotus metropolitanus, 1963 nucleotides long. Its product is annotated as phenylalanine-4-hydroxylase-like. The record is from RefSeq and is a predicted model, not a curated record. Gene Ontology annotation, biological process: aromatic amino acid metabolic process. Gene Ontology annotation, molecular function: iron ion binding; oxidoreductase activity, acting on paired donors, with incorporation or reduction of molecular oxygen, reduced pteridine as one donor, and incorporation of one atom of oxygen. NCBI's taxonomy places the organism in Eukaryota, Metazoa, Tardigrada, Eutardigrada, Parachela, Macrobiotidae. The coding region runs from base 279 to 1691 and encodes 470 amino acids. The transcript has 11 exons.
GUCGAUCCUAACUUUUGGCUGCAAAAACAGGUGACGUUGAGAUAAAAUAAUGUAAAAUAAAAUUACUAUUUAUUUUACUGUGUAACUUCAUCUAAUUUCCGCCGUAUGCGGUGUAAUUUGAGUAAUUUCAGUGCAUUGGACGUCCUGCUCGCUGGAAUUGUUUAUGAUUUCCCCACAGCCACAAUUUAUUUCCCGUUAUCAUCUUGCAGUAACUGACAAGCCAUUUCCACUUGAUACGGGGUUAUAAUGGCGUCGACAGACCGAUAAAGGCGAGUGCCAUGAGCGGAUAUAGUUAUCAGGCGGAGAACGGGAUGGCCAACAAGAAGAAGGAGGCCGUCAGCCGGAAGAAGUCCACUGGACAGCUGGCGCAAGUGUCCCUGGUGCUGCCGCUGCGCGAUAACGUCACUUCCCUGUCCAAGGCAUUGGCUGUGUUCGAGAAAUUCGCCUUGAAAAUCAACCACAUUGAAUCGCGUCGGUCGAAAAAUCGCCCAGGCGCGUUUGAUUUCUUGGCGGAGAUUUCUCGUCCUCACGAAGAGGAGUUGCAGCAGGCCAUCGCCGAGCUGAACGAGAUCACUGUGGGUCCCGUGGAGCAGCACGCCGAGAGCUUCGUGGAGAAGGGCUACGACAAGACGGUGGUGAGUGAGGAUGUGGACGAGAGCAAGCGUUAUCUGCCGGGAUUCCCGGGGGUGCCCUGGUUCCCGCAGACCCUGCAGGAACUCAUCAGUCAUCUGGGCAAGACGCUGCAGUGCGGUGCGGAACUGGAUGCUGACCAUCCGGGUUUCAAGGACAAAACGUAUCGCGAGCGACGGAAAAGUUUUGCCGAUUUGUCCAUAAGCUAUACAAUGGACAAACCGAUACCGAAGGUAGAAUACACGAAGGAAGAGACGGAAACCUGGGGAAAAGUGUACCGGGAGCUGACACGAAUUUACCCGACCCACGCUUGUUCCACGUACAACGAAAUGUUCAAGCUGCUGGAGAAGGAGUGUGGAUACAGCGACAAAGCCAUUCCACAAUUCGAAAAAGUCUCCAAAUUUCUGCUGUCACGCACCGGUUUCCGGCUGCGCCCGAUAUCCGGUCUGGUGGACUGGCGGGAUUACUUGGCCGGUCUGGCCUUCCGCGUCUUCCACGGCACACAGUACAUCCGCCACGCCGACUCGCCCAGCUACAGCCCGGAACCGGAUGUCUGCCAUGAACUGCUGGGUCACGUGCCGCUCUUCUGCGACCCGGUCUUCGCGCAGUUCUCCCAGGAGCUGGGCCUGGCGUCCUUGGGCGCGCCGGAUGAGUGGAUUGAGAAGCUGGGCGCGCUGUACUGGUACACCGUGGAGUUUGGUGUGUGCCGGGAGAAGAGCGGGAACCGGGCGUACGGUGGGGCGCUGCUGUCGUCUUUCGGCGAGCUCGAGCACUGUUUGAGCGAGAAAGCCAUCACCAUGCCGCUGGACACGGAGAAGGUGGCGGCCACGCCCUAUCCCAUCACCCGCUACCAGGAUGUGUACUUCGUGGCGGAGAGCUUCCAUGCCAUGCGUGACCAGCUGGCCGCCUGGAUGACGCAGAUCCCGCGUCCUUUCGCCCUGCGCUACAACGCCUACACGGACCGCGUGGAGCUGCUGCACGAGCGCCGCCAUCUCGACGCGCUGGCGCGCGAUAUCCAGACGGAAGUGCGCAUUCUGAUGGACGCCAUUAAUAAGCUGUAAAUCCGCCGGAUGAUCCCUGCCAGCGCUAUGGUGUGGGGGUGUUGCUGUUAGUGUUAUAUGAGUAAUCGGCCAUUGAUGAACUCGGAACAAUUAAUGUAUACCGUUGUUUGUUGAACGAUUUCCGACUGUUACGUGUUUUUCGUUAGUCAUUCUGGUUGUAAUCAUUGAUGGGCCUGUCAACCGAUAAUUUGUGGUAAUUUAUGCGUAGCUCACAUCGUAUGUUUUUAGCGCUGAAGGGGAAAAGAAGAGAAAAAACGUAUUUUAUCGAUUGA